Wasmannia auropunctata (little fire ant) is the source of this 2829-nucleotide messenger RNA. Its product is annotated as glucose dehydrogenase [FAD, quinone]-like. Bases 841 to 2706 code for a protein of 621 amino acids. Gene Ontology annotation, molecular function: flavin adenine dinucleotide binding; oxidoreductase activity, acting on CH-OH group of donors. The transcript has 5 exons. NCBI's taxonomy places the organism in Eukaryota, Metazoa, Arthropoda, Insecta, Hymenoptera, Formicidae. The record is from RefSeq and is a predicted model, not a curated record.
AAAAACAAAUAUAUAAAUAUGUAAAAAAAUCUCCAAAAGCAACGGUAAAAAUUAUUUGUUCUAUUUGAGAAGAUUCAGAUUCGUAUUACAUGACAACUUCUACGCCUUACGGGAUCAUGUUUUCAUACGCGACGUUGGCAUUGAAAGGAUAUACUAGGGGCCCAACUGGUUUUCACUCCGAGCAUUCACCGGUGAACCGCAGUCUGGUUCUUACCGGCGUUAGUUUCAUACCGCUGCCAUUUCGCCGGUUUAUUCUCGGGCACUUUUUACGCCUCUGACAAAGUUGAAGCUUAUCAAUCAAGCAGGUUGGUUCUACGUAAACGUAAACGUGCACGUUGUGCCGCAGAAUACAACUGACUGUGUGAUUUGAAUCGAAUAUGACCGGGUAAAUAUCGGGAAAUAAUGUCGCGGUCGAUGUCACGAGAAAAUGUAAGUAGUAAGUAAAGAAGAUUGCCAGAGAUCCAGUAAAGGUCAAUAAAACGACGUGUGGAAAAGCAAUGCGAAGAUGCAUGCAAGUGAUGGAUCAACGAGUUCAGUUGCACGGCACGUUACUGGCCUGAGAAUGAUAGAUGUUAUCUUAAUUCGGAUAUUUUUGUGACGUGCAACAUCCGCAUUUGCAAGUGUGCCAGCGACGUCGAGGCGUCAGAUAAAGUUACAAUUCGAUUCUUGCUAAAUGAAACGUUCGUCUGGUCACUAAUCAUGUUGUCAGAAAGAAAUAGGGAAGUUUUUGUGGAGUCUAUGUGACAAGGCGGCUCUCUCAUGUUGUCCAUGCUUGAAAAAAUAAUUUUUUCGGUUGACAUGCAUUCGGAUAUCAACGUUUGGCGGUCAAUAUAAACGGAAAUGGCAGCAGUAUUAACAAGUUUGAUCGGCACGACUUCCGUUCUUGGACUCGGUUUGAUUCCACUUUUGGCCAUCGGUCUCACCGUAUAUAGAUAUAAUAGCCUAGAUCCAGAAUCGCAUCCGCAAGAUGCGCGAGAGUUGCUACGAAUGUACGACUUCAUAGUAGUCGGAGGUGGCAGUGCAGGUGCCGUGGUGGCCUCGAGAUUAUCGGAAGUAGCUAAUUGGACAGUGCUACUCUUAGAAGCUGGCGAUGAUGAGAACGAAAUUUCGGACGUUCCCCUAUUCGCCUCAUACACUCAGCUAACAGAAUUUGAUUGGAAGUACCAGACCUCACCUCCCAAUACGUCCGCCUAUUGUCUCGCCAUGAUAGGCGACAGGUGUAAUUGGCCACGCGGUAGAGUACUAGGAGGCAGCAGUGUUCUUAACGCUAUGAUUUAUGUUCGUGGUAACAGGCAUGAUUAUGACAACUGGGCUCGAUUGGGUAACACGGGGUGGAGUUACGAGCAAGUACUCCCCUAUUUCCUCAAGUCCGAGGACAAUCGUAAUCCGUAUUUAGCAAGAACACCUUACCACGAGACAGGAGGUUACUUAACGGUGCAGGAGCCAUCCUGGAGAACUCCUUUGGCGAUCGCUUUUUUGCAGGCUGGUCAAGAGAUGGGCUACGAAAAUCGCGACAUAAAUGGAUUCAAUCAAACCGGGUUUAUGUUGACGCAAGCGACGAUUCGACGUGGCAGCCGAUGCUCGACGGCAAAGGCCUUCUUACGACCGGUGAAAAAUAGACCGAAUCUGCACAUAGCAAUGCACGCUCAGGCUCUGAGGGUGCUCUUCAACGCCGACAAAAGGGCAACGGGGGUAGAAUUCCUUCGCGACGGCAAACAACGGAUCGUAAGAUGCAGAAGAGAAGUUGUCUUAUCCGCCGGCGCGAUUAAUUCGCCUCAAUUACUCAUGCUGUCCGGAAUCGGUCCCAGCGAGCACUUGACCGAGUUCGGUAUACCAGUGAUAUCCGAUGUACGAGUUGGGGAUAAUCUUCAGGAUCACGUAGGCCUUGGUGGGCUGACUUUCUUGGUGAAUGAGCCGAUCACUCUGACGAAGGAGCGAUUUCAAACUGUUUCAGUGAUGUUUGAAUACAUCGUGAAGGAACGAGGACCCCUGACUACUCCGGGAGUCGAGGCAUUGGCCUUUCUUAAUACCAAAUACGCUGACAAGUCCGGUGAUUAUCCAGAUGUGCAGUUUCACUUCGCACCAAGUUCUAUUAACUCAAACGGUGAACAAAUAAAAAAGAUUCUCGGUUUGAGAGAUCGUGUGUACAACAUCAUGUACAAGCCCUUGCAUGGCGUCGAGACCUGGUCGAUUCUGCCGCUUUUAUUACGGCCCAAGAGCACAGGUUGGAUCAGAUUGAAGAGCAAAAAUCCCUUAGUUCAACCAGAUAUCAAUCCCAAUUACUUCACGUAUAAAGAAGACAUGGACGUCCUCAUCGAGGGAAUCAGAUUAGCAAUGCGGGUGUCCAAUACAAGCGCGUUUCAGCGAUUCGGCUCAAGACCUCACACGAUUCGUAUGCCGGGCUGUCAUAAAUAUCCGUUCGAUACAUAUGAAUAUUGGGAGUGCGCCGUACGACACUUCACCUUCACAAUUUACCAUCCGACGAGUACUUGCAAGAUGGGACCGCCGAGCGAUUCCACGGCCGUCGUGGAUCAGCGAUUAAGAGUUUACGGAGUGAAGGGACUCAGGGUCGCCGACGCUUCAAUAAUGCCGACCAUUGUCAGCGGCAAUCCGAACGGGCCGACUAUCAUGAUCGGCGAAAAAGCCAGUGAUAUUAUCAAGGAGGAUUGGCGAGUGAAGGCAAAGCGAAAUACCGGACGUAGAUAACGGAUGCAGAAAUCAAAAUUUUGCAAUUGUAUACGUUAUACAGUCGUUAUAUUAUAACCAAAAUUCCAAUUAUAUGAGGAUUAUAAUCACACGAGGAUUGUCAUUAAACUUUCUAACUUCUUC